Molecule: messenger RNA, 1581 nt
Organism: Dictyostelium discoideum AX4
Lineage: Eukaryota; Evosea; Eumycetozoa; Dictyosteliales; Dictyosteliaceae
Gene: hmgB
Product: hydroxymethylglutaryl CoA reductase
Exons: 1
Coding region: 1-1581 (526 amino acids)
Biological process (GO): coenzyme A metabolic process; isoprenoid biosynthetic process
Molecular function (GO): hydroxymethylglutaryl-CoA reductase (NADPH) activity; oxidoreductase activity, acting on the CH-OH group of donors, NAD or NADP as acceptor
Source: RefSeq, a predicted model, not a curated record
AUGAUUAGAAUUGGUUCAAAUUUAAUUAAACAAAGUAUUAAAAACACAAAUAAAAGUGGUAUUUCAAGAUUUUUUACAACAGGAUCAAAUAAUAGUACCAAUUAUAAACCAGAAUCAUGUGUUAAAGAAGAACCAAAAGGUAAGAGUGUUAAUGUCGAAGAUUUAAAAGACCAAGAGAUUAUUGCAUUAGUUGACAAGGGUGAAAUCCAACCACAUAAUUUGGAAACUAGACUUCCAAAUAACUUUCAAAGAGCAGUUCACAUUAGAAGAAAAUUAUUAGCAAGAGAUCUUCAAAAGGAACAUCAAAGAGCACUUCACGCACAAGCAGUUGUUGCAGCAGCAGAGAAAGCAGCAACCAGCGGUGAAGAUCCAUCAAGCAUUCAACCAGUUGUCCCACCAACAUCAAAUUUAGAUUUUGAAGGUUCAUUAACCAACUUACCAGUUGAUCAUUUCGAUUACACCAAAGUUUUAGGUGCCUGUUGUGAAAAUGUAAUUGGUUACAUUCCAAUUCCAGUUGGUGUUGCAGGUCCAAUCCUUUUAGAUGGUAAAUUAGUUUCAAUUCCAAUGGCAACCACUGAAGGUUGUUUAGUUGCAUCAACUCAUAGAGGUGCUAAAGCCAUCACUAAAUCUGGUGGUGCUAAAACUGUACUCUUACAAAGCGGUAUGACUCGUGCACCAGUUUGUCGUUUACCAUCAUCCAUUCGUGCUGGUGAACUUAAACAAUGGAUUGAAAAUCAAGAGAACUUUUAUCAAGUUGCCUCUGCAUUCAACUCUACAAGUAGAUUCGCUCGUUUAAAGAGUAUUAAAGUUGUGAUUGCAGGUAGACUCGUUUACCUUCGUUUCAAAUCUUCCACUGGUGAUGCUAUGGGUAUGAAUAUGGUUAGCAAAGGUGUUGAAAAAGCCCUCGAAGUCAUCACUGAAUACUUCCCAGAGAUGGAAGUUCUCUCAUUGAGUGGUAAUGUUUGUACUGAUAAGAAACCAUCAUCAAUCAAUUGGUUAGAAGGUCGUGGUAAGAGUGUAGUCGCCGAAGCUGUCAUCUCUGGUGAUAUCGUUAGAGAUGUACUUAAAACCACAGUCGAAGCUUUAGUAUCACUCAACAUUGAUAAGAAUUUAAUUGGUUCCGCUAUGGCUGGUUCCAUUGGUGGUUUCAAUGCUCACGCUUCAAACAUUGUCACUGCUCUCUACAUUGCCACUGGUCAAGAUCCAGCUCAAAAUGUUGAAUCUUCAAAUUGUAUUACCCUCAUGGAAAGUAUCAAUGGUGGUAAAGAUCUUUACAUCUCUGUCACUAUGCCAUCUAUUGAAGUUGGUACUGUUGGUGGUGGUACACAUUUACCAGCUCAAUCCGCUUGUCUCGAUCUCUUAAAGAUUCGUGGUGCCAAUCUCGAACGUCCAGGUGCAAACUCUGAACAAUUAGCUCGUGUCGUUGCCGCCGCUGUGCUCUCUGGUGAAUUAUCACUUAUGAGUGCUCUCGCCGCUGGCCAUUUAGUACGUUCUCACUUGAAACAUAAUCGUAAAACUGAAGCUCCUGCUCCACAAGCUGAUACAAUUUCGAUGACUCAUAAUUUACCACAUUCUGAUUAA